UAAAUCUUUCAAUUUGCUGAGUAAUUUGGUACAGAUAAUGUACGGAAAUAUGUGCCACGUCAAAUUGCAGUCACCUGUAUCUCAAGGAUUAAAAUUACACCCAAAAUUUUCUCGCGCUCAACACAAAUGCUAAAGCGUUUUGCGUUUUGUGGACUUCUCCUAUAUAUAAUCAACAACCUCUAAUACCAGAGUUUGCAUCGAACUCUGUUGUUUCUUGAAUCCUUAUCCUGAUCACAUAGACCUACGUGAUGACUGUGGCUGGGAAGUUGUUGGUUCUCCUACUCUUGAAUGCGAUCUUAUAUAUAGGGACUGCUGCAGGCCCCCCUACGUGUCCUGCACAUCAUCACAGUGAUUGUGCGAAUGCAUCAGGUGAAUGGGAAGGUGAAUUCUUCCCUGGGAUUCCCAAGAUCAAAUAUGAGGGUCCUUCUAGCAAGAACCCCCUGUCGUUUAAAUGGUACAAUGCUAACGAGGAGAUUCUGGGGAAAAAGAUGAAGGAUUGGUUUAGAUUUAGUAUCGCCUUUUGGCACACUUUCCGUGGAACUGGUGGUGAUCCGUUUGGCUCGGCUACAAAAUUUUGGCCAUGGGAAGAUGGCACUAAUUCCCUUGCCAUGGCAAAGAGGAGGAUGAGAGCUAACUUUGAGUUCCUAGAAAAGAUUGGAGUGGAUAAGUGGUGCUUUCAUGAUAGAGACAUUGCUCCAGAUGGUGAAACACUUGAGGAGUCAAAUGCAAAUUUGGAUGAAGUGGUUGCCCUUGCUAAAGAGCUUCAGGGUUCGAAGAUCCGACCUUUGUGGGGUACUGCUCAGUUGUUUGUGCAUCCACGAUAUAUGCAUGGUGCUGCAACUAGUUCUGAAUUAGGAGUAUAUGCAUAUGCUGCAGCCCAAGUCAAGAAAGCUAUGGAGGUUACACAUUAUCUUGGUGGUGAGAACUAUGUAUUUUGGGGUGGUCGAGAGGGUUAUCAGAGUCUUUUGAACACAGAUAUGCAAAGAGAGCUAAAUCACUUGGCUAUGUUCAUGGAAGCAGCAGUUUCUUAUAAGAAAAAGAUUGGAUUUAAUGGAACAUUGUUCAUUGAGCCUAAGCCUCAGGAACCUACAAAACAUCAGUAUGACUGGGAUGCUGCUACUGCUGCUAAUUUCUUACGAAAAUAUGGCCUUAUAGAUGAGUUCAAACUAAAUAUCGAAUGCAACCACGCCACUUUGUCUGGACACAGUUGUCAUCAUGAAGUUGAGACAGCAAGAAUUAAUGGGUUGCUUGGAAAUAUUGAUGCAAACAGUGGUGAUCCACAAACUGGUUGGGACACCGACCAGUUUCUGAUGAAUGUGCCAGAAGCAACCCUGAUUAUGCUCUCAGUUAUCAAGAAUGGGGGCAUAGCACCGGGAGGAUUCAACUUCGAUGCUAAAUUGCGAAGGGAGAGCACCGAUGUAGAAGAUUUAUUCAUUGCUCAUAUUGCGGGUAUGGAUACCCUGGCUCGUGGCCUCCGAAGUGCUGCAAAGCUGAUUCAGGAUGGUUCUCUGAAUGAACUUGUUCGCAAGAGAUACCAGAGUUUUGAUACUGAGGUUGGUCAAGCCAUUGAGGCUGGAAAGGCUGAUUUUGAAAUGCUGGAGAAGAAAGCUUUUGAAUGGGGUGAACCAAAAGUUGUUUCUGCUAAACAGGAACUUGCGGAGAUGAUUCUCCAAAGCGCACUGUAAUCGUCUGAAGAUCGAAGACAAAUUGUGUACACCAAGUAGUUGAGAAAAUUACUUUUUUUUAGCUUUUAACAGUAAUGAUGAAGUUAUUUCAUUUGUUUAUAUAUGACAAUUAGCCAGCUAUGGUUGACCGUGUUUAUGAUAUGAUGAGUAAAUAAAAUUCCAUAAACUGUCUUGUGUUGGAACUAUCUUAAAUGAGAAUUCUUUAAUGGAAAAAGUGUC
This is a messenger RNA of Cuscuta europaea, 1904 nucleotides long. The record is from the annotation of a GenBank genome assembly. Lineage: Eukaryota; Viridiplantae; Streptophyta; Magnoliopsida; Solanales; Convolvulaceae.